Messenger RNA from Helianthus annuus (common sunflower), 1405 nucleotides. RefSeq names its product DNA topoisomerase 3-alpha-like. Gene Ontology annotation, cellular component: nucleus. Gene Ontology annotation, biological process: DNA topological change. Gene Ontology annotation, molecular function: DNA binding; DNA topoisomerase type I (single strand cut, ATP-independent) activity. Lineage: Eukaryota; Viridiplantae; Streptophyta; Magnoliopsida; Asterales; Asteraceae. Bases 927 to 1211 code for a protein of 94 amino acids. The transcript has 6 exons. The record is from RefSeq and is a predicted model, not a curated record.
UGGAUUCAAAAAACAGUCGUUUCAUCGCAUCUCUUUGUAUCUUUAAAUCAUAAAUAUUAAAGAGCAGCAAACAUAUCUUUGUUGAAGAAAUUCGUAGACCAUCCUUUUAAAAAACAAAAAAGAACAAACAAGAAGAGGAGUAAUUUAUAGCUGGCAAGGUACAAUUCAUAGUACACAAGGUAUGGUCUCUAUUGCAUAUACUUCCUUUAAGGGGGCACAUCCUGACAUGGGCAGACAAAAGAUGUACAAGUGAUCCCCAUCCUUACACCUAUGGUUUGUCCCCAUCCGAACUAUUUUCAAAAACCGAAAGCCGAACUUUCGGUUGGUGGUACUUACUCUCCUGAACUCAGCAGUAGCAUCAUAAAACAUGUAAUUAAUCCAUCCAGCAUCUCUAGCAGCAUUAUAAAUGUGCCUAUCGAUAAAAACAACAAUUUGUAAAACCAAUAUAUUCUAGAGCGGCAAAAAAAUAGUGUAUCAAUCCACAUACGUAUCAUAUAUGGAUGAGAAACGAGUUCUACGAAUUUCGAGAUAAGGAUUCACUUCUCUAUAGACUUCUACAACUUCAUUAGCAAUAUAUUCCCCUUCAAUAUCGCAGUCUAGCCACAGAAUGAGCGCAAGGUGGCAUGUCAGACUUUGAAUGCUAGAUGGAGCGAUUAUUGUAGAAAACUCUUAAGGCCUCAUGCUAUGCAAUACGAAAACUAUUUGCAAAAUUAUACUAUGCCGAAACACGGAACACAUCCUCCAGUUCUCCCAAUGAUUGGAAUGCCUCCAAUAGAUGACCUGGAUCCAGAUCAGAAGAAAUUAUGUGAGCUGGUUGUUCGACACUAUUUGGCAUCUAUAUCUUCGACUACUGUUAAGAGUAUUGAUACAACAGUAAAAAUUGAUGUUGCUGGACAUAGCUUUACCGCUUCGGGCACCCAUCGACGAUGCAUCUACAUAUAAGUACGCUGGUUGAAAAGGGCUAUGCCAUGAGGGAUGGGAUCAAUUUGAGGCCAACUAUACUUGGUAAGGCAUUAAUUGAAGGCUACAAAUCGAUGGGUGUUGAACUGUGGAAGCCAAAGACACGAAAAGAAUUGAAUGACACCGUAAAAGCAAUUAGUGUUCGCGAAAUGACAAAAGAUGACGCUUUGAACGAGUGGAAGGACAGAAUGAAGGGUCACUUCCGACAUGUCGAAAAAGAAAAAAAACAAGCUUUCGGACGUCUUUGGUGAAUGUUAUGAGAAAAAAAGUACAACCGGAAAGCGGAGACGUGAAGAAGAUAAAGAUUCAAGAACUGAUGUAAAGUACAAAGGGUAGGUUGUUCUUCGUGUCGGAUAACUAAUACUAGUUACUCCUUAGUAUUUCGAUUUGGAAACAUGAUUUCAAAAUUAACGUUUGCUUAAUUGAUAAGCUUUGGAUUCGAUUU